GAGUUCACUAUUUGAUGUCAAUGUUAUGAAAAAUUUCCACAUUUUUUUGCUUCGUGUAAAAGCGGACUUUAUUUCCAACUAAUACCGUUUUUUUUCAUAUUUUAUAUCCAAAGGUUGAUGUUUAUUAUUGUAUAGAAUGAACAUGGAAAUGAACACUCCAAUGAUUCAUUUAUAAAAAGAUGAGUAAACGUAAAUUUUUACGUGAAAUCGAAGUACAAAAUUUAUUUGCUAAUUAUCGACCAUGAUUACCUAUAUGAUGUGACUAUAACAUACUAAUUUUCAAUCAACAGAAAAAGCGGAAAUCUGUUAGGAAUUUAUUUUUCACUUUUCAUGAACAAAAGGUAACAGAAAACUCAAUGAAUUUCCAUUUCGCUGAACAAUUUUCCCAUCGAAAAUCGAAAAAUCCCAAUAGUUUAUUUCCUUUGCAAAAAAAAUUGAAACGUGAAGAACUGCACGCUGCACGUGGACAAAGCCAGGAUAAAAUGUGCCAGGUGUUUGUCCACAUUAGAACGAAUGAAUAAUCAAAGAGUCAUAUGAUGCCAGUGUAAGCUCUUAUCACAGCUUAAAGGCCAUCGAGUCGAUGUUUAAUAAAUCCCGGCGCGAUUAACGUACGUGUGUAGGUCGGACUCGACUCGCCGAUCAAAGAAAUCAUAUGCGUGCCCAUUUGAACCAAUGACGUCACAUUUGUUAUCAUUUAUUAGCGGUUGGGAAGAUCCACUCAAUUAGCGUCUGUCACACGGUGUGGCAAGGUAUCCUCCCGAAAAAGUGACAUGAUCACGUGUUAAAAAAAUAGUUAUCUGUGUUUUUGAAAGCACGUGAUUAAUGAGCAUACCUGGGUAUCAUGUGACUGAGCCAGUCAUCAAUAUUCGAGGACAGUCAAGUCAUCUGAUUUUUUUUUCCAAUAUUCUGGAGUAAUUACAGGUCUUGUGACUUGUUCGUUUAUUUCAAGGAGAUCGGAGGGGGUGGGGCAGCAUUUUUUGGUUUGGAUAUUUCUCCCUCGAAGCACCCUUACUGAAAAUACUUUGCUGAGUAAUGAAUCGGGCUAAUUUUUCCAUUACGUGGUGCAGAGGAGUAUUUUUUUUCCUCACAAAAAUAUUUAAAUCUGGAGCAUAAAGCGGAAAAGCUCUCAGCUUAACUCAAUAUCUGCGAUUGAAAAUUCGAAUUUACCGCCCGUCACAACAUCAUAAUCUCACGUGAAACCUCCAUUCGAUAGUGAAAGAGCCUCUCCCCGCGUGAUCCCUUACGUAAUCUCGAAAUCAAGUAGAUCACGUUAAGCGGCCGACCUGGUGGGACUCGAAUUACCGCCGUUUAUAAUGAAAAUCCAUUGGAAACCACUACGACUUUUCGUACUUUCCUUUCUUCAAAAACCAAAAGAAUAUCACCAGUGCGAAUUAACAACAUAGCAAAGUACUCUACAGUGAAUAAUUCAUUUCAAUCAACAGAUAGAUUUUCUGAUGCUAAAUAAAUGAGGGGGGGAGGAGGUGGAAAGGGAUGACGUACCUGAGGGACAUCAAGUCCCAUUUAUUGGAUUUACUGUUUUCUUUUCCUUUGAAAUGAUUAUUAAAUACAUUCCUUUCGUCAUAAAUUUUUCCUGUGAUGAAAAGUGCGGUAAUAAUGGUCUGUUCCUGUGAUGGAAGGUGCGGCAAGGUAAUUUUAUAAUUAAUUGUGCUGUAAUAAACAGCGAUACAUCGGAUCUCCAUUGAGUACAGCUGAAAAUGUCAGAUACUGGGAUGGCAGCAAUUACUGGGUCACUGACGGUUGUGAGAAUUCAGAGACCAGUGGCAAGUUCUGUUAAAUAGAACGCGCUGCCAGCGACAAAGGGGAAAUGUUGGAUAUUAUUUAGUGAGCGGUUGGGCGUUGAGACAGAAUAAUUCAGUGUCGGUAUUUGAAUUCUAUCGAGAGUGACGUUGCGCGGCUAAAGGGAACAUUUACGCGAUUCUCAUGUCGUACAACGUAAUUAUUCGUGGCGCAACAGGAGUGCGCCGCACGUCGGCUGAUCAUUUUUGGAGAAUGCGCAGCACUGGGGUCACUGGCCUGUUGAUAACCAAGGAUGAGGUCGUCAGAUUUGUCGCCGAGUGCAUGGAGAGAGUGGGCGCCGAUGGAAAUCACUCGAAAAUCGUUGCGCAUCACCUCAUGACGGCUGACUAUCGGGGCCACUUCAGUCAUGGCAUGAACAGAAUGCCGAUGUAUGUGAAAGAUAUCGAGAGCAAGCGAACCGAUCCACACGGCCAACCCAAGAUCGUCAAUGAUUUUCAGGCAACAGCCCUGGUGGAGGGGCAAAACGGUCUGGGCCAGGUGAUCGGAAAAUUCAGUAUGGAAUUGGCGAUAAAAAAGGCGAAAACCUUUGGAAUUGGAAUGGUAUCUGCACGUGGCUCAAACCACUACGGCAUCUGCGGUUAUUACAGCUUGAUGGCGGCUGAAGAAGGUUUAAUAGGGUUCACCUGUACGAAUACAAGUCCCCUGCUCGUCCCCACACGCUCGACCGAAGCAUCACUGGGUACCAACCCCCUGUCGCUGGCAAUGAGAAGCCACGAUGGAAAGGAUGAAUUCGCCCUGGACAUGGCGACAACCGCCGUAGCCCUUGGAAAAAUCGAGGUGGCAGUCACCAAGGGCCAAGAUAUACCCGAGGGUUGGGCUCUCGGGGAUGAUGGAAAACUAACGAAAAACCCCGUUGAAGCUUAUCAAACGGCGAAGCUAAUGCCUCUCGGAGGAACUGAGGAAAAUUCUGGCUACAAGGGAUACGGGUUGGCGACUAUGGUGGAGGUGCUCUGCGGCGUCCUCUCUGGCGGUCAAUUUGGAAAAAAUAUACGAAGGUGGAAGGAGGACGAUCGCAUCGCGAAUCUUGGCCACUGUUUCAUGGCGAUUGAUCCCAAGGUUUUUGCACCCGGGGCUGGGGAGAGAUUAGGACAGCUGUUGGGGGAGCUGCGGGGGCUGUCAACGGCUGGCGACGAGGGAGUUAUGGUCGCUGGGGAUCCCGAGAGGAAGGCUAUGGCGAGGGUGGAUCAGGAGGGGGGUAUUCGAUAUCACGAGAAUCAGAUCAAAAUUUGUGAUCAAGUGGCGGAGAACCUGCAGAUCAAGCCUCUGCAGGCGAAGACUAAUUCCCGAAAAAAAUUUAAUUAAUAAAUAAUAAUAAUGAAUUAUCACUGCUCGUUAAAUAAAUGGUUGUCUAAUCGCAUUUAUCCAUAUUUUUACCUCGAAAUAAUUUGUCACAAGAAUUUUGUAAUCUUUGAAUGAAUAAAAUGAAUUUUCAAUUGUUCA
Diachasmimorpha longicaudata is the source of this 3258-nucleotide messenger RNA. RefSeq lists its product as uncharacterized. Gene Ontology annotation, molecular function: oxidoreductase activity. The record is from RefSeq and is a predicted model, not a curated record. The transcript has 3 exons. Lineage: Eukaryota; Metazoa; Arthropoda; Insecta; Hymenoptera; Braconidae. The coding region runs from base 1942 to 3120 and encodes 392 amino acids.